UCAAAUUCACCCUUAACCCUUUGACGCUUAGCCGUGUCCUAACAGAGCCACCCUUGCUCCGCCACCUCUCUAUCUCUACACCUCUCUCUCUCUCUCGUCGUCUCUCCAAUCUUUUCGAGCCACCUUCUCUGUCGUGGGCAAAUUUUGGGUCUAUUUCUGUGUUGUGUUUUGGGUAUUGUGGAGAAGAAGGGUAACCUGUGUACGAGCUUAAUUAUUUGAGAACUGGGCUGUGGAAAGAAGAAUGUGCGUAGUCAAAUAUGGCGCUUUACUGAAAGGAAAGCCAACAGUGGGUUUCUUCAACAUUGGGUUUCUUCUCUUUUUCAAUAUAGGAGAAGAAGUUGAUUGAUAUUCCAUAGUCCAGAAACAGUAAGGUAGUAACAAUGCAGCUCGAUGUGGAUCCUUUGGAUGAUUUGCUUUCUGAGUCCAAGACAAAUAACAGUCAUAAGUUCCGACCUAAGAUGAAGGCACAGCCUCGAAAGGGUGAAACUAGAGGAGUUGCGUCAGACCUUCCAAAUUUAAUGGACAGACCAGUUUUAGGCUCUAUCCAGGAGGAUCCUUUGCAGUCUGCUGUCCAGGACUCGUUGCAGUCUGUUGACUCCCUAGCUAUGACAGAGAAAUCACUUUCCAAAGAGUCCAUUUUCCAGGACUCUUUGCAAUCUGUUGAGUCUAUAGCUAUGACAGGGAAAUCACAUUCCAUAGAUCCUUUACAUUCAGAGGAUGUGGUUCCAGAUGGAAAUGGAGAUUGGCAAUCUAGCUUUGGGAAAUCUUUAGGAGAGAAUGCAGACAUAUUUUCUGGGUUGGAAUGUCUUGAUGAUUUUAUUACUCAAACUACAAGUGGUUCAGGGAGUGAGGCAAGCAAGUCACAGUCUAAGGUUCAUAUGGACGAACAGCACAGUGAGAAGUUUUUGACGUCAUAUGGUGUUAAUAAUAAUGUGGAAGGUCCUAUUUCCACUUCUCACAUGGAAAAUCGCUCGGAGGAAAAUUUGAGUGCUCCAGCCCAUCAUUCAUUUGACUCUUCAUCGUUCACAAUAUGUGAUGUUGCACCAUCUCAAAUUUGUACUGAUUAUCAUUCAACACAAGAUCCAGUGUCCUUCAGUAAAACUGCUGUUUCUAAUGAACUAGAGGAAGCUCAGAUUAAUGACGGAAGGUCAAAAACAAUGGUUGCUGAGGAUUUGUUUGAUUUCGAAAUGUAUGAGGGAACCGUUGCAUCUGGUCACCGUGUUGGCAAAUUUCAACCCAAGGCCAAGUUGGGGAAGGGAAAAAAGAAACCUAGUACAAACGAACCCCAAGCUGAUGUUAGAUCUGGUGUGCCUUUACCGGCUGUCCAUAAUGUUCCUCUUGACCAAGGAUAUGACCAAGAGAGCUCCGUGCUGGAAUUUCCAAGUGAAGGUAUUCUUGAUUACUCAUCAGCUACAUUUGAUGAUUCUAUUUCUUUGGAUCCAAUCUCCGAAAUUCAAGAGGAUGUAGAACCAACCAAUCUUGCAAAAGCUACCCACUCAGAAGUGGUAGAAGAUGACCCUGUAACAGAAGAAGUGGAUGGCAAGAGUAAAAUAGGAGAAAGUUCUACCGAGCCAAAUGGUCUUAGAAGAAGCAAAAGAUCUGCUGCUAUGCAGGAUAUUGAAGGUAGGGAAUCGUCAAAGCAGCAGAGGGAAGAUUUAAGACAGCUUUCUGAUGAUCCAGUGGAUGAAGUUCAUGAUCUUAGUGGCUCUGUUUGUGACCCUCCCUGUACUUCUAAUAGAGAUGAAGAAGAGGAUAAUGAUGAGGAAUAUAGAGUGGAUAGUACAUCUAAAAAGAAAAAGGCUACAAGAAAGGUAAAGGAACCUGUACCUGGAAAAGAGAAACCUGUUCGAAAGCGUAAGAGCUCGAAGCAAGCAUCAGAGGAGCAAACUAAAGAACCUCCCAAAAAGUUCCCUCAUUCGACUCGUCGUAAAAAAAGGAUGGUGGACAAAGCUUUACUUGACAUGCCAGAAGAUGAAAUUGAUCCUCUGAGGUUACCGAUCAAGGAUCUUAUUCUUCUUGCCGAGCAUAGAGAGCGAAUGGCGACUAAAGAUGCAGCAAAGCUGAAGACACCACAGACAAAUCAAAGCGCCAAUGACUCUUUCCGUGAGGAUGUUUCUCACAAUGAAGAGAUGUUUCAUUCAGAACAGGGCCAACACUUUGAUGAAGAUCAACCAACUUACAGGGCUCAGUCAAGCUCCACUUACGUUAAUUAUCAUUCAUUUAUGGACAAAACACCCAGUACAAGGUGGUCAAAACACGACACAGAACUUUUCUAUGAGGCUGUUCGACAAAUGGGGACAGAUUUUACCAUUAUACAACAACUUUUUCCCAAUCGAACACGGGAACAAGUGAAAUUGAAGUUUAAGAAAGAAGAGCGUCAACACCCCUUGCGGCUCUCUGAUGCCCUGACUAAUCGGACAAAAGAUCAUUCGCAUUUUGAGUCUGUGAUCAAGCGGCUACAAGAACUUGCUGCUCAAGCAAAGCAAGAGGCCAAUGGGAAUGAGUCCAAUUGGUUCCCAGGGGAGGAAGAAGUGGAGGAGCCUACUCAAAAUGCUAAUGAAGAACAUACAAAAUCUGAGUUGGAUGAAGUUGUUAAAGAUCAAGAACAAGAAGCGGAAGUUACCAAUGUUCAAAAUAGCCCUUUGAAGUACGACGAGGGCGAAGAAGAUGACCCGGAUAGGUGGAACAGUUAUGAUGAUUAUUAGUGACUAGACACAAGCAUUUUUCAUCCUAAUAUCUAACCACCAAAGAACCUAGUUAGGAUCUUGAUUCUUUAAAUGGUCCAUUUGUCCAACUCUUCAAAUAUCAUUUUGUUGUAAUUUGCAUUAAGGGAAAAGUAGUAGUAAUAAUAAUAAUAAUUAUAUGUAACUCUUCACAUAUCAUAUCAUUUGUUGUAUUUUACUCUUUAAUUUCAAUUUUGACAAUUUUCCAAUUAUGUCAAAUACAUUAUUCGCAUAAGAAAACAAAUUUACUAUUAGCAUUA
Messenger RNA from Humulus lupulus (European hop), 2983 nucleotides. RefSeq lists its product as uncharacterized. Gene Ontology annotation, cellular component: transcription factor TFIIIB complex. The coding region runs from base 381 to 2705 and encodes 774 amino acids. Gene Ontology annotation, biological process: RNA polymerase III preinitiation complex assembly. Gene Ontology annotation, molecular function: TFIIIC-class transcription factor complex binding. NCBI's taxonomy places the organism in Eukaryota, Viridiplantae, Streptophyta, Magnoliopsida, Rosales, Cannabaceae. The transcript has 14 exons. The record is from RefSeq and is a predicted model, not a curated record.